This is a messenger RNA of Fukomys damarensis (Damara mole-rat), 1109 nucleotides long. It is a transcript of the gene Znf346, whose product is annotated as zinc finger protein 346. The record is from RefSeq and is a predicted model, not a curated record. Gene Ontology annotation, molecular function: zinc ion binding; double-stranded RNA binding. The transcript is spliced from 7 exons. NCBI's taxonomy places the organism in Eukaryota, Metazoa, Chordata, Mammalia, Rodentia, Bathyergidae. The coding region runs from base 78 to 968 and encodes 296 amino acids.
GCGCGUCCUUGCCGCUCAACAUCUCGCGAUACCAAGGCGCAGAAGCAGCUCUCUACUGGCUUGGGCUUGCAGGAAAGAUGGAGUAUUCGGUGUUGGGCACUGUAGGUGCUGCGGAUGGCGGAAGGGCCGAGCCAUACAACAGCUCGGGAGAGCGGGAGGGCGGGGAACCGGACGGAGUGCGCUUCGACCGCGAGAGGGCGCGCCGCCUGUGGGAAGCAGUGUCCAGUACUCAGCCGGUGGGGAGGGAAGAAGUAGAGCACAUGAUCCAGAAGAAUCAGUGUCUCUUCACCAACACCCAGUGUAAGGUUUGCUGUGCCUUGCUGAUUUCUGAGUCCCAGAAGCUGGCACAUUACCAGAGCAAAAAACAUGCCAACAAAGUGAAGAGAUACCUAGCAAUCCAUGGAAUGGAGACAUUAAAGGGGGAAACGAAGAGGCUAGACUCAGAUCAGAAGAGCAGCAGAAGCAAAGACAAGAACCAGUGCUGCCCCAUCUGUAACAUGACCUUUUCCUCCCCUGUUGUGGCCCAGUCGCAUUACCUGGGGAAGACCCACGCAAAGAACUUAAAGCUGAAGCAGCAAUCCACUAAGGUGGAAGCCUUGCACCAGAAUAGAGAGAUGAUAGACCCAGACAAGUUCUGCAGCCUCUGUCAUGCAACUUUCAACGAUCCUGUUAUGGCUCAACAACAUUAUGUGGGCAAGAAACACAGAAAGCAGGAGACCAAGCUCAAACUCAUGGCACACUACGGACGACUAGCAGACCCUGCUGUCACUGACUUAUCAGCCGGGAAGGGCUACCCCUGCAAGACGUGUAAGAUAGUCCUGAACUCCAUAGAACAGUACCAGGCUCACAUCAGUGGCUUCAAACACAAGAACCAUUACAGAUCACCAAAAACAACAGUAUCACCCUUGGGCCAGAUUCCAGUACAGAAUCAACUCAUUCAAAAAGACUCAAGCAUCUUGGAAGACUAAAAAUGUGUCUGUCCAACAGCUCGUGUUGGACCAACCAUGAGCCAGCUUCCUGUGACUAUUGUCAGCCCCUGGCUCCCUCUUCCUCCCUUCUUACACCAGGAGAAGAUGUAGCCCUAAGCCACUGAUUGGCCCAGGCAAAUC